Emys orbicularis (European pond turtle) is the source of this 2355-nucleotide messenger RNA. RefSeq names its product hypoxia inducible factor 3 subunit alpha (gene HIF3A). Lineage: Eukaryota; Metazoa; Chordata; Testudines; Emydidae. Gene Ontology annotation, biological process: regulation of transcription by RNA polymerase II; cellular response to hypoxia. The coding region runs from base 1 to 2355 and encodes 784 amino acids. The transcript is spliced from 15 exons. The record is from RefSeq and is a predicted model, not a curated record. Gene Ontology annotation, molecular function: protein dimerization activity; DNA-binding transcription factor activity, RNA polymerase II-specific; RNA polymerase II transcription regulatory region sequence-specific DNA binding.
AUGAGAACGGGUCUGGGGCUCGAGUGGGGGGCGGCCAGCCCCGGAGUUUGCCUUCCAGCUGCCCCGCCGUUUAACGAACAAAGUUAUCCGAGGGCGGCUGUCGGGCCGGAGGUGCUGGGCUGUGCUGGGAGCGGGCUGAGCGCCAGCCGGUCUACGACAGAGCUCCGCAAAGAGAAGUCGCGGGACGCGGCGCGAUGCCGGCGGAGCAAGGAGACGGAAGUGUUCUACCAGCUGGCCCACACCCUGCCCUUCGCCCGGGGGGUCAGCGCCCACCUGGACAAGGCCUCCAUCAUGCGCCUCACCAUCAGUUACCUGCGGAUGCACAAACUCAUCACCUCGGAGGAGUGGCGCGGGCAGCCGGAGCAGGUGGACGCCUGUUACCUGAAGGCGCUGGACGGUUUCGUCAUGGUGCUGACGGAGGAGGGCGACAUGGCAUACCUGUCGGAGAAUGUCAGCAAGCACCUGGGGCUGACACAGCUGGAGCUGAUUGGACACAGCAUCUUCGAUUUCAUCCACCCUUGUGACCAGGAGGAGCUACAGGAUGUGCUGAGCCCCCGGCAGGGCUUCUCUAAGAAGAAGGAGGUGAAGACCGAGCGCAGCUUCUCCCUGCGCAUGAAGAGCACAUUGACCAGCAGGGGGCGCACUGUCAACCUCAAGUCGGCCACCUGGAAGGUGCUGCAUUGUGCCGGCCACAUGCGGUCCUACACGCCUGCGCGGGAGGGCCCGGAGGAGGCGGAGGGGGGGUAUGCGGAGCCCCCCCUGCGCUGCCUGGUGCUGAUCUGCGAGGCCAUCCCCCAUCCUGCCAACAUCGAGACCCCCCUGGACAGCAGCACCUUCCUCAGCCAGCACAGCAUGGACAUGAAAUUCACUUACUGUGAUGAGAGGAUCGCGGAGGUGGCGGGGUACACGCCCGACGAGCUGCUGGGCUGCUCCAUCUAUGAGUACAUCCACGCCCUGGACUCCGACGCCGUCAGCAAGAGCGUCCACACCCUGCUGAGCAAAGGGCAGGCGGUGACGGGCCAGUACCGUUUCCUGGCCAAGAGCGGGGGCUACCUGUGGGCCCAGACCCAGGCCACGGUUAUCUCCAACAGCAAGAACUCCCAGCCCGAGAGCGUCGUCUGCGUCCACUUCAUCCUCAGCCAGGUGGAGGAGACGGGCGUGGUUCUGUCGCUGGAGCAGACCGAACGCCAGGGUGAGGGGCGGCGCCUGCCCCCGGAGCCUGCCCCUGCCCACCAGGCCAACGGGAGCCCUGAGGAACUGGAGCCAGACACCGGGGAGACCAUCCUCAACCUCAGCUUCGAGCGGCGCGGCCCCCGGCUCCUGGCCUUCCUGCGCCCGGCCCACGUGAGCGAGGUGGAGCUGCAGCGCGACCCGCGCCGGUUCUGCAGCCCCGACCUGCAGCGGCUGCUGGGGCCCAUCUUCGACCCGCCCGGAGCCCGCGCCAACGGGGAGGGGGCCCCGCGGGCACGGUCCUCCCCCCGCCCCCCCGAGGCCGGCCUGCCACCCCAGGACUCUGCCAAGAGCGCCGCCCAGGCCGAGCUGCUCUUUGACAUGGAGAACGUGCAGAAGCUCUUCGCCUCCACCCAGGAGGCCGUGGAGACGGCGCUGCAGGAUUACGAAGCGCUCGACCUGGAGAUGCUGGCUCCAUACAUCUCGAUGGACGACGAUUUCCAGCUCAGCAGUACCGACCAGCCCCCCUGGCUGGCCGAGAAGCGAGGUGAUCCUGCUGCAGCCAGGGGAACAGGCCCCCCGCCGCCACCUGCCUCGCCCCCACCGCGUCCUCGCUCCAGCAGCUUCCAUGGGGUGUCUGCCCGCGAACCCGACCUGCCCUGCCUGCCCCGCUGGGGCAGUGAGACCAGCCUGAGCCAGCCCCGGUCCCUCCAGCCCCCAGAGGAGGAGCCCAUGGAGCUGGAAGGGCCUGGGUCACCACCGACAGCGCCCCCAGGAGGCAACCGCAGGGAUCACCCAGCCUCACACCUGGGGGCUAGGAAGAGGGCCUUGGAGCUGAACCUGGAGGAGGAAGGGGCCGACUUCCUGGAGGCGGCGCCCCUGAAGCGCGCCCAUGGCUCCGAGCCCGACGGCUUCCUGCUGCCCUCCCUCAACCUGGGUUUCCUGCUGAGUGUGGAGGAGGGGCUGGACGCCGGGGUUCCCCGGGGCGGCAUGGUGCUAGGGCGGAAGCUGCUGGCCCUGGAGGAACCAAUGGCCCUACUGGGUGACAUGCUGCCCUUCGUGGUGGAUGGUCCAGCGCUCUCCCAGCUGGCUCUAUACGACGGUGAGGAUGAGGCCUUGGAGCAGAGUGGCGGGCACUUCCAGCCGGGCGAGGAGCUCCUGGGGGAGCUGGACCAGGCCACCUGA